Nerophis lumbriciformis (worm pipefish) is the source of this 1011-nucleotide messenger RNA. NCBI's taxonomy places the organism in Eukaryota, Metazoa, Chordata, Actinopteri, Syngnathiformes, Syngnathidae. The record is from RefSeq and is a predicted model, not a curated record.
AUGGAGCUGUCUGCCGUCGGGGAGCGAGUGUUCGCAGCCGAGUCGAUUAUCAAACGCAGGAUAAGGAAGGGUCGGCUCGAGUAUCUGGUGAAAUGGAAGGGCUGGUCUCCAAAAUACAGCACGUGGGAACCGGAAGAAAAUAUUCUGGAUUCGCGUCUGUUUGCGGCAUUUGAGGAGAGGGAGCGAGAACGGGAGCUAUUUGGGCCCAAGAAGAGAGGUCCGAAACCUAAGACCUUUCUGCUCAAGGCCCAGGCAAAAGAAACCACCAAGUCUUAUGAGUUUCGGAACGAGGCAGUGCGAGGGAUGCAGAUUCGCUACCCCACACCGGAGCCCGUUGUCACCCCGAGGGCCAGAGAAGGCCUGAGAUCUGUUGUUCCCACCAUUUUCCCACCAAGCACUAUCAACCGAGGAGAAAGCAUGCUCGUGGGCCCUUCAGAUGAGGAACAAGUUUUCCCCGAAGUGCUUGAGCACGUCCCCAAAAAGAGAGGGCCCAAGCCCAAACUGCGUUUAAAUGACGACGUGUGCGCAAACUCCGAGUUCGCGAGCCACAGCCCUCCAAAACUGCUGAAGGUGCAGAGUAAUCGAGAGGGAUUAAUCAAAGUUGGGCAUCACAGAUACCAAGGCAACCACGGCCACAGCCAUAAGCACCGCCAUAGGCACCAUCAUCAUUCACACGACCGGCCUAUGACAGCAGAGGGAUCUUACAAGCAGCUUUGCGCAGGGAGCGACCUGCAUUUGCAGAGCAAGGACCCUCAUAGGACUAAAAACGGCUCAGGCCUGCAGCCCAAACUUCUGGCAGCUCGCCCCACACAGCUCCUGCCCACGGAAAAGCCUUACUUUCUGGACAAGCAGUCCCCGAGCCGACUUGACGUGGACUUGGAUGAUGUGACGUGGCGGCCCUCACUGUGCAGCGUGGAGAAGGUUCUGGUGACCGAUGUGACAUCCAACUUCCUGACUGUCACAAUCAAGGAGUGCAACACUUCUAAAGGCUUCUUUAAGGACAAGAGAUGA